AUGAGCUCAACUGAAGACGUUAAAAACGUGCCUACAUCACCACCUACAACAACCUAUAAAUUCAAACAAAAAAAGUGCCUUGAAAUACACGCCGAAUACUAUCAAGGAAUUUCGAAUCUCUUAAAAGAUACCGAUGUCUCAUUAUUCUUGGCCGCACCAUCUCCGGGAAUCGAUCCCCUUCAAAUAAUCAACGAAACAGGAAUGGUAAUUAGCGGCAUGCUUGCUCCCGGUAUGAGUGGAUACUCUGUUGGCCAAAAUUAUAGUAAUAGAAGAUUAAAAAGACAUAUUGGAGAUGAUGUUGAAAUAAGUGGUGAAGAGGCUUAUAAUUCCGAAAAUCAAAGAGCACAUAAACAUAGGCGAGCGCCAAGACAACUUUGGACAGAUGAUGAAGUAGAACGGUUGAAAGCAGCUUACGAUAAACAUAACGGCGAUUGGGAAUUAAUUAUUAAAGAAUUCGAACCUGAAAGAACUAGAAUCCAAAUUUUCCAAAAAGCGCGCCAGAUGGGACUUCGAGCUGUUGAAUCUGGGAAAUUGAUCGAUUUAUCAAAAUCGAAUACGAUCAUUGAGUAUCAUAAUUCACAGAUGUUGGGCAAUGAAAAUAUUGAUGAUGAAGGAAUCGAAUACGAGCGAGAAUCUAGUGAUCCUGGUCACUCAUGA
Messenger RNA from Dentiscutata heterogama, 657 nucleotides. The record is from the annotation of a GenBank genome assembly. NCBI's taxonomy places the organism in Eukaryota, Fungi, Glomeromycota, Glomeromycetes, Diversisporales, Gigasporaceae.